Molecule: messenger RNA, 1393 nt
Organism: Linum trigynum
Lineage: Eukaryota; Viridiplantae; Streptophyta; Magnoliopsida; Malpighiales; Linaceae
Source: the annotation of a GenBank genome assembly
CUUGAUUGAUAGUGGUGAAUUGGUUGUGCGAGAGUCAAUCAAUUCACUGCUUUGUACUGGAAUUCAUUCCAGUAGUGGAGAUCUCUGUGAAUCGCCUUAGCAGUCUAUCCCGGUGAAGGCUAGUCGCCUGCCGGGUAUUCCUGUCUAAGAGGGCUUGGCCAGCUUACCAAGCUAAUUUAGGAUCUUCCGCAGUUUAAUCAACAGUAGAUCAACCAAAGGUAAUUGCAACUUGGACCUAAUUGAGGAGCUAGGGGGAAUCAUACCUAAGUGAGUUCCCAGCUUGUAAUUAGUAGAGUAAUUUAGUAAAUCAAUCCUUAAUCUAGUUUGCUAGACAAUCCUUAAUCUAGUUUGCUAGAUAAUGAACUGAAGCUGAAUAAUAGUAACUCUAGAGACCCGUGGAUUCGAUAUUUAUUACUUGUGCCACUAUACCGCAGUCCCUUUCAUUGGUUACACUUGGCCAUUGUUAGGUGUUGUGUUUUAGCGUGUCAAGUUUUUGGCGCCGUUGCCGGGGACUUUGUAGAUUAUUUGGAAAGACAGAAGUUUGUUACUUUAGCGUUUUUUUUUCACCCUUGAUUUUCACUUGGGUGUUUUUGUUUUUGUUGGUGCAGAUCUGAAUCAUGGAUCCUAAGGGCUUAUCCAACCAGUGGGGGUAUCCACCACCAUCUGACUGGUAUUACCCCGAGACUUCAUGGAGCAAUCAAGGAGGAGAAGACUAUGGAUUCGGGUUCCAGUACCAACCCCCUUACUACGGAGAACAAUCAGACCCCUGGGCAUAUCAAGAACAACAUCCUUAUCAAGAAGAAUUCCUCCCACAACCAGAAGGGCCAGUCACAGCCCUCACGGGCCAUCCGACAGAGCCAUGCUACACACCAGAGCCAGAUCCAAACUAUCACUUGAGGCUUCUCAUGGAGCAGAUUGCUCGAGUACCUGAGAGAUCCUUUCCCGAGAUGGAUCCUCAUAUCCAGGCCAUUGCCCAAACUGACUUCUCCUUUCCCCGUGAAAUAGAGGAGGAUGAAGAAGAAGGCAAUCAUGAGGAUGUUGAGGAGCAUACAUAAGUUGUCACAGAAAGCUCCCAUGAUAAUCAUGAUCAAGUGUAUCAUCUGGUGGUAGAUCACAACUUUCCCCAUUUCCGUUCUGACAUGCUGGGCCCAAGCGAGGAGAUGCAAGCUGAACUUAUUGAGAACCUUGCAUGGCGACUUGCUCUCCAAUCAGUUAUGGAAGAAGAAGAGAUAGAAAGGGUGAGGAAAGAAGUUGUGGAGGUAGAUCACUUUUUUCAUAAUAGGUCCAAAUGCUGUCAUAUUAUAUAUAUUGUGACGAAAUAUGUUGUCACACCGUUCGUCAAAACUACCUCGUAGAAACAAGUCUAUUAUGACAAGAAAAUUUAAAUUGUCAU